AUGGGGCCGCGGCAGCUCCGGGUGGAGAGGGGAAGCCGACCUCAGACACGCCGCAAAUACCGGCCCGCCCUCCUCACGGAACGAAAGGCCGACAAAAGGCUCCAGCGACCUCAGGGGGAGCUGGGUGCAGAGCCGGGCCCUGGCAGCGAGCAGCCCCUCACCCCAGACUGUGACACACAGACAGGCUGCUCCAAGCUGGGCACCUCAAACCAGGAAUAUUACCUGAAACUGGAAGAGCUGAAGAAUGCCCACUUGGAGACAAUGGCAAAAUUAGAAAGCAUGUAUCGGAACAAGCUGUAUUUACAAGGAGUACAGCCCUGGGAGAGGAACAGUGCUAACAGUGCUACUUCCAAGGUCUGCUGUAGGCCAACGUGGGAGAAGAGCAGAUAUCAGCCUCUAAAUUUGCCCAGAUCCUUCUCUGACUCCAGCAUUAGCGAUCCCUUAGGCUCGAGUGUGUCUCGUGGGUCCGACAGAGAACUAGCAUCUGAGGACAGCUGUAGUGAAACUGGAUCAUUACUAUUUGCUAAGGAACGGAUUGCAAGGAUGUGGGAUGGCUUCUCAGUGGAUGACUACCUCCCCCCCAGGAAGCACAGCCUGCCCACUGCAGCAGCUUCCAGGACAACACGGAAGCAGAAGGCAUGGUCACCAAAAAUCACCGUGCCCAAGCCCUUCCAGAUGACAAUUAGAGAAGCCAGAAAAAAAGAACAGAAUGUCAAAUCCAAGUCACAGAUUGAAAUGGAAAAUAACCUACUGAAGAAGCAGCUGGAGGAAGAAGCAGAGUGUCAGAAAAAGUUCCGAGCCACUCCAGUGCCCGCUGCAGUCUUCCUGCCACUCUACCAUGAAAUUGUGCAAAGGAAUGAGGAGCGCAGGAAGUCUGUGAAGGAGAGGUGCAAACUCAGGCUCUUGGCUUCUCAGAAGCCAUUUAAGUUCAUUGAAAGAGAGAAGCAAAGGGAUGAAAUUAGAAAAAUGCAAUUAAGAGACCUUUCCACACCUGAAAAGAAAACAAAACCGUUCAAAGCAAAACCAGUUCCCAGAUAUGUUUAUAGCCCGUCUGUUAGAGACAAGCUAGAGGAGGAAGAGCUCUACAGAGAAAUCCGGAUUAGAAUGAGAGCUGAGGAGCUGCUGCGAAAUGCAUCUCUGCCCACCAGCAGGCUGGCUCCCAAGGAUGUCAACAAGAAGAAACACAAGUGUGCUGAACCAAAGGAAAUGGAGCACAAACCCAAGAUCCAACCCAGAGUUCCAAAUUUUGACCGACUACACCAGAAGUUUCAGAAACGGCUCCGGCAGAAGCAGCGGGUGAAACACCUCACAGUCUGUGAGCCGUUCCAUCUCCGCACUCCGUACAUUCCCUCAAACAAGGGGAAGGUUUUGAGAGACAUUCAAGAGGAUGAAGAAAGGCUAAAAGAAACACGCUGGCCAUACGCCUCUCCAAGGCGCAAACCCCAAACCAGACACUCAAGUGCAAAUUCACCUCUCUCAGGAUCUGGAGAAUCCAAGUCGCCAAAAGUCACACAAUCCUCACAACGAAGGCUGCAGGCCCUAAGGAAUUCACAUGAGGAAAAGAGAAGGCUGGAAGAACAACAGAAAAGAAACAGAACAAAGCAGAAACAAAGAACAAAAAAACUGCAGAAAAUUGUAAUGACUCGGGCUGAGGCCAAUGACCCACAUCAGAGCCUCGCUCAGGUCUCUGAAUCCAAACUAAAGGCAUUCAGGAAUUCCUCAAAGCAGAGAACGCAGGAGUAUUGGCAAGAGUUGCAAGAAAUGGAAGAAAGAGUAAACCAAAGGCCAUUGCUCUUGGAAAGAGUAACUCAGAAUAAUGCCAGAAUAGCUGCAGAAAAAUAUUAUUCUAACAGACUGAGAGCUCUGGGGGUAUGCCCAGACUUUGUUUCAAAGAAAGGACAAACAACUAAAUUGCUAGAGUGCUACAGUGCUGAAGAUUUUGAUGCCAAAGAAAGAGCCAUCAAGGAUAAAGUGAAAGAAAGGGAAUUCUUUGAGGAAGCAGACAGCAUCAGUCCUCAAUCUGAGCAAUCCUUUGAGGAAGAGAAGAGAAUAGGCAUCAGAACCCCCAGCUGGGAUGGUGAAUCUGCUGAGAGGGAGGAAGAGACACAAGCCAGACCUCAAGUUCAGCAACCUCACUGUGCAGGGGAGACCAGGUCCAGCCCCACCUCCAACCAGCACCGUGAAGAAGAGCAGAAAGAGGAAAAGGAGGAGGAGGAAGCAAAGGCAGGCCUUCUGCUUGGACAUUCCCUAGAGGAAGAGAAUGAAGAAGAAGAGGAGGAUGGGUCAAGACCCAGCUCUCAAUCUGAUCAGUCCCAUAAGCAGCAAGAGGAGAGUCAGUCUGACCCUGAAGCUGAGGGUGCUUUCCAAUAUGAGGAUGAGGAAUAUGAAAGUGAUGAUUCUGAAGAGAAGCCCAAUGAUGACGAGGCUGACUGAAGGGAAGGCAGAUAGGUUCCACAGCACCAGGCUGCCCUAUUUUAUUGCUGGCAUUGAAAUAGACACCAAAACCAUAUCUUUUUGCUACUAAUAUUAAAAACUGUGAAUUUAAGACUCUUAGCUUAACAGUCUUCCCAGCACAGGAGCUAUGUUGAUUUUCCAAUAUAAAAUAUUAGGUUAUUCAUUGCUACCAAGAAAAAAAAAAAAUCAGUUAUUUCACAUUCCUCUUCUUUAUUCUGGACUUCAGUGACACUCACGCACUUCUGUUCCUAAAGUGAACAGCAACCAGUGUUUAAAAAUGUCUUGUGUACUGCAUUGUUAAAUACUGAGGUCUCAGCACAUCCAGCAGUAACUUGCUCUUGCCUCCCAGUUUCAAACACUGGGGACCUUUCAGGCUCUGUUCCUGCGGUAUCGUCAAGGAUGGCAAUGAAGCAACAAGGGUUUGUUGUGCAAGGCCUCAGGUUGUGUUUAGUAGAGCAGCUACAAGAAGACAACCACAGUCAGACAAAAAGGACAAGUUCACCUGUUUGGCUCCUCCCAAGCUGGACUGGCUCAGCAAUGGUCCAGGAGAGUACCAAGAUCAGAAAAGUAGGAGGUGACUGCUUCUGGAAGAAACAAGCUGUUAGAUGGGUCAACAUGAAUGUUUUGUGCAGCUAAUAUAGGAAUAGUAUUACUGUUACUGAAGGCUUGGCACAUAGAAGAUAAAAAAAUGCACUAGAAUAUAUUGAGAACCAUCAUUUUUAGUUUUCACUGAGCUCUAACAAUGACAGACAAGUGAAGUAGAAGAAUAAAGUCAGUAGAAUAUCUCGAGGAAAAAAAAAAAGCAUCAUUCUGCAGAUUACUACCCAACGGAGAUAAGAAGUUGUGCUGUUUCACUUCUGUUUUGUUUGUAAGAGCUCUUUCGUGAUCAUGUAAAGCUACCAUCAACAUAACAAGUGCUGACAUUAACCUUCUCACCUCCUUAUAGAGACAGUCAAGGGAUACUGUGAAAAGAGACUUUAUAACUUCAGAUAAAUAUGCACCCCUACUCAGAGCUUCAGCUACUACUCAACAAAGAACACAAACAGGUUAGGAGAGAAAAUAAUAAAACUUCCAUAUCAAACAGAAGAGAGCAGAGCAUAAUGUGGCAUCACAUAGGCUCUAAAAAACACAUUCAUUAAAUAAUAAACACAGUAUUUGUUGAAGUGACCACACCUGCACAAGCAGAUGCAACAACUAAGGAUACGCAUUCAUGGUGUUUCUGUGUUUGCUCUACUCAGGUUUCCUUCCACACUGUACCUGUUAUUAUUUAUUCCUCCUGACUCUGAGAAUCUGUGUCUCACUGUUUAGAUUUUCUUUUUAAUUUAUUUUUCACGCGUGGCAUAACUAAUACAAAUUUGAACCUG
Molecule: messenger RNA, 3818 nt
Organism: Meleagris gallopavo (turkey)
Lineage: Eukaryota; Metazoa; Chordata; Aves; Galliformes; Phasianidae
Source: RefSeq, a predicted model, not a curated record